UAUAGUGAUGAGGAGGGAUCGGGCGCUCAUGUCCCGGCAUGAAGAUUAGACAGUGAUCGCACAGACUCAGAGGAGGAGGAGGAGGAGGAGGGAGGUUGGCACGGCGGACACAGGCGGCUCUGUUCCCAGGAUCGCUCCGCACACAAGGUCAGUGUGAUCUCCCCGGACACCCGGGAGAGGAGGAGAGGUGCGCUGGUGUGAGGAAGAUACUCUACAAGCAAGACACUGAGAAUGGACGACUCGGGAUCCUGGUCUGAGACCUCCAGCCCUGACGCCACAUUGCCUUCACAGGGGAAAAAAGCCAAAGGCAAGGCUCCUCUUCCUCCCGGGGACACGAGGUGCUCUGACAGUCUGCCGUCGUUUGAUUCUGCAGACACCUUCCAGUUUAACAUGGAUCAGAAGGAGAAUAUCGACAGAGACAUCGAGCUCAAUGUAGUUCUUCCAGGUGACAGGGUCACAUCCACCACCGUGAAUGGCAGCAAACCCAUGAUGGACCUGCUUGUAUUCCUUUGUGGACAGUAUCAUUUGAACCCAUCCGCCUACACAAUAGAACUGCUCUCAGCAGAUCAAAACGUGCUCAAGUUUAAACCAAACACACCUAUUGGAAUGCUGGAGGUAGAAAAAGUUAUCCUGAAAUCUAAAAAUGUGGAGGACAGACAAAAAAAACCCGGGCCAACAAUGCCAGAGCAAACUGUUCGACUUGUCAUCAACUAUAAGAAAACACAGAAGACGGUGAUGAGAGUUAGUCCUUUUGUUCCAUUGCAAGAUCACAUUCCCUCCAUUUGUAGUAAAUGUGAAUUUGAUCCAGAGACUACGGUACUCCUACAUGAUUACCAGUCUCAGAAACACCUUGACACCACAAAGUCUCUCAAUGACCUUGGUUUGAGGGAACUCUAUGCUUUGGAUCAGAAUAAAGCAACGUCUCCAACAGAAUUCAGACUGCCACCUUUACAAGAGUCUUGUCAGAAUGUGGAGAUGAAGCAGAAUGAUGACAAACGGUUCUUUAAUUUUUUCCGGAGAAGCACUAAAAAAAAGCGGGAUCAGACCUCCAGUGCUCCAGCCACUCCAGUGCUCAAUAAAUCAAGGCCAACCCAUGCAGUGAGAGCAAACACUAUUAUCAAAUCCUACGACUCCAACACCAUGCCUUCUGAUGUACCAAAGAAAAGGAGAGCUCCGCUGCCACCUAUGCACCCCUCUCAGAACAACGCUAUAGCCCGCGGACAGAUCCGUACCUCCUCUUGUGUUGUAAAGUCUGUCAGUAUGGACGAAUCAGAAAAAUUUGUUUCAGGAUUUGACCGAUCAAGAACUGGCUCUUUUCAGCACAGUGGGACAUCAUCCUUUAAUUCUUCUAUAAGAAGAGCAAAACGCAAAGCCCCGCCGCCACCAGCUCCACCAGGCAAACCACUGCAGGCCAGUGACGAGAAUAGCAAUGAUAUCGUACAUGUUUCAGAAGAAGCGACUGUUGCAAAAGUGGAAAAUUACGAAACAAAUCUGGAUGGCGCUGCUCUAGAAGCAGAUGUAAUUCUUGAGUCAGACCAGCAGAAGGUGGAGGAGAAGAAUGAGUCAAGCGUCUCUCUGAAGUUAGAGGAGAAUACCUCAUUAAAGGAAGAAGCCACAGGCUCUGGAAAGGAAGAAAUAAGUAUAUCUUCAGCUGAAGAACAAAGUGUGGAAACGCUGGUCACAGAUGAAAUUGCAAGUUCAGAAAUGCACAGUUCUAUGGUUUCUAAUGUAGAAAAUAUUUCCAAGAUUUCAGAAGAUGAGAUCAUCACCGAGAUCACGUCAAGCCCUUUGUCAAGAGAUGAUACGGUGAUGGAAAAUACAACACUUGAAUAUGAUAAGAUUGUGGAGCUUGAAAACAGAACUUCAACCCCAACUGCGGAGCUAGAGAACCAUCAAACCUUUACAACAAAAACAGUAGUUAUGGAGCAGGGCCCCCAAACUCUGUCCUCUGAACAACACACCAAAGAUACAAAUAUUGUUUUUCAAGAUUACCGCCACAUUACAGAGAAUGAAACAUGUGAGCAUGUGAAGAUCACCAACACAGAAAAGGGAAAAAUGCAGGAUUCAGCUGUCCAGACAAUGCAGGAUUCAGCAGUCCAGACUGUUAACUUUGACAAUGAUGCAGAGAAACUUGCAGAGGAGUUUUUACAUUCCCGGGAAUCUACUUACCUAAAAACUGCGAGUAGCACAGACAAUGUUCAGCAUAAACUUAAUGGUCACAUAGGCCAGUUGACACAGUUUAAUGGCCAGCAGAUGGCUGUAACUGUGAAAACACCAAGUAAGUCGGAACUUGUUGACAAUCUCAGGGAAAGUAUGCACACACAGACCAUUGAUGAGGGCAGUAUUGAGAGUUCUUUGAUUUCACAAUCAAAAACCGUCCCAUUUUAUAGACAGCAUUCUGAUCCCAAGCCCAAGCCUUCCAAUGAAAUCACUAGAGACUACCUUCCCAAGAUCGGAAUGACAACUUACAAAAUUGUUCCUCAGAGAUCGUUUGAUGCAGAGCAAUAUAUGGAAUCUGAAAGUCCACAGGACGUCCAUAAUAUUGAGUACAGACCAAUGAAUGAACAUGUGAUAAGUCAUACUGUUACACAUGGCAAUAAUACAUCAUCUGUAGGUGAAAAGCCUAUACUGUUGUCACAAACAAAAAAUGGACACCAUUUACCAGAAGGGUCAGCUACUUAUUCCUUUAACACUGCUUCAAAAAGUGUUUCUGAGCCUAGUCAAAUAGACCAUCUUGCCUUAUCUAGAAGUUUAUCUGCAGCACCUGCCUUAAGCACAAAUAAAGUUGCUCCUGAGGUCAAACCAAAGCCGAAGCCCACAAGCCCAGUCAAAGGUCCAAGUUCCUUUUACUUACAAAUGCAGAGGAGAGCUUCCAGUAUGUAUGUGACAUCUGCAAUUGCCAAGACAAAGUCUUCCGCUAGUGCAGUGAACAGCACAGCUAAACCUAAGGAUCUGAGCAAUGAAGCUUCUCUGAUUACUACUGCAACACUUCCCUCUAGAAUUAAUGUAGUAAAUAUGUCUUCCGGUUUAGAGGAAAGGUUGCCUGGAGAUAGAUCAGAAUUAUCGGGAAGACCUUAUGAGGUCAAAAAUGGUGGUCUUGGAUCAAUCAAUGAAGUAAAUUUGGAAACUGAAAACAUCUACACUUCACAUUCUUCCAUGGAAAGUCUUGUUAAACCAAUACAAAGUGAGGUAUCUUCUGUCGGUGUGCCAGUAGAACACAAAAAGCAUGUAACGUUCCAAGAAACUAUCCAGACUGAUGACUUGGAACCACCUCUGCAAAUGAAGAUUUCUGAUUACACCAGCACUGUACCAGAAAUCUACCGUGCUGACAGACCAUCUGUCCCACAGGAUUAUAAACCUGAAGUUCUUUCAACAACAUCACAUAGCAAGCUGACCAGAACUUUAAGUUCUCCAACUGGCCAGUCUGCUCCAUUGACCUUGCCGAAGUUAAGUACUUUUAUUACUCCCAAGCCUUUUACAAGUACAAAUUCCAGUUCUUUUUCUUCUGCUGUUACAUCACCAGUUAAAAGAUCUCAGUCAUUCAGUUCUAGUAUCUCACCUGUCAAACAGCAAUUGAAUGCGAAUGCUCCCAUUGGUUGGUCAUCAGUCACUUCACCAGUUGAAUUCAAGAAAGAUUCCCUGGUCUUCCCUGAGAGUUCAGAAGAAAUCCUAGAAAAUGAGACACUAACCCCUGAACUAAAAUACAGAGUGCAUAGUCCACCUCCUGUUCCCGAAAAAAAGACAACAGUAUCCCUUCCGAGCUCUGACCCAGAAGAGCUCCGCCAAAACAUUCUGUCUGCCAUUCGCUCAGGAGAGGCAGCUGCCAAGCUGAAAAGGAUCACUAUCCGCUCUAACACCAUUUCCGUUAAUGGAAAAUCUCGAAUCAGUCAUCCAGCUUUCUCACAAACAUUACCCGAAAACUAGACGCAGUGCCAAGAAUCGUUCUUACUGCUUCACAUCCUUCGAAUGUACCAGUUGAAUACUUAAGUUUAAGUUUUGUUAAAUUAAGGUAUAUAUUGAUAUAUAAUAUCUCAGUAACUUUCAUAGGAAAAUUUAAAUAAAACAUAUAUAUAUUUUUGGGCUUUGUAAUUACCUAUGCAGCCUGACGUUUUCUAUAAUUCUAAUUAUUUUUGUUCUAAUGACUGGUUGGUUAUUAAAAUUUAAAAAUCUCUCAAAUAGGAAAUGCCUAUAGAGUUCAGUACCUGCGAGUUAUUUGUAAAUUGAAAUGCUGCAACUUGUUUUUUUUUUUUCCUGUUUUCAGAACAUGAUGUAAUGAUUCUUUAAACCAUUUUGAUUUCUGAAAUUGACUGUAUAUAACUGCCAUUAUUGCCUCGGUGUCACAGAUAAUUUAAAUAAAUCUGCUGCAAGCAGUGUUGACAGAAUUUCUAAUCCGAAUGUUACUGUAUGUGUUCUAGUGACUGUAAUCUACAAAUUCCUUUAAAUAUCUAUGUUUGUAUGUAUUUUCUGACAGAUGUUUUAAUGUUGUAAAGGUAAAACAUGAGCUUUAAGGAAUGUGUUCACUUGUUGUAUUGUCUCUUGUUCUGUAGGCAUACAAAAAUUUCCUCUGUAGCCUACAACUUCUAAUUGGAUUUUACACUGCCAAAUAAAAGGAUUUAGUUGGAAUUAA
Rana temporaria (common frog) is the source of this 4627-nucleotide messenger RNA. It is a transcript of the gene COBLL1, whose product is annotated as cordon-bleu WH2 repeat protein like 1. Lineage: Eukaryota; Metazoa; Chordata; Amphibia; Anura; Ranidae. Gene Ontology annotation, molecular function: actin monomer binding. The record is from RefSeq and is a predicted model, not a curated record. The transcript has 15 exons. Bases 232 to 3924 code for a protein of 1230 amino acids.